GUACACCUUUACCAUUGUAAGCUAUUUGAUUGGAGUUUUUAUAUUUGCUACAAUUGUAGGUCAAGUUGGCAAUGUUAUCACAAACAGAAACGCUAAUCGAUUGGAAUUUGAACGUCUGUUGGACGGAGCCAAACUGUACAUGCGACACCACAAGGUGCCUCACGGAAUGCAGAGACGAGUUCAGAGAUGGUAUGAUUAUUCCUGGUCAAGAGGGCGCAUGCAAGGCGGGGGAGACAUCAAUUCAGCACUUGGCCUCCUACCUGACAAACUCAAAACCGAAUUGGCCUUACACGUGAAUUUAAAAACACUCAAAAAGGUUUGUAUUUAAACUUCUGA
Limulus polyphemus (Atlantic horseshoe crab) is the source of this 336-nucleotide messenger RNA. Its product is annotated as cyclic nucleotide-gated cation channel alpha-3-like. Gene Ontology annotation, molecular function: protein-containing complex binding. The annotation marks the transcript as partial. The record is from RefSeq and is a predicted model, not a curated record. Lineage: Eukaryota; Metazoa; Arthropoda; Merostomata; Xiphosura; Limulidae. The transcript is spliced from 4 exons.